AUGCAUUCAGGGAGAAUGGUAACAGCACCGCCUCUCCAGGGUCUUGAGGGGUUUACCAGGGCUGUGAGGGAGGGGGUGGGCGGAGUGGCAUCAACAGCACCACCUCUCCUGAGUCUUGAGGAGUUUACCAGGGCUGUUAGGGAACGGAUUGCUAUGGCGGGUGGGGGUGUGGGAGGUGGAAGGGUCGAAGGUGGGAGGGUGGGGGAUGGGAGUGUGGAGGGUGGGAGUGUGAGAGGUGGGAGUGUGGGAGGGUGGAGUGUGGGGGAUGGGAAUGCAGGAGGAGGGAGUGUGGGAGGAAGGAGUGUGGGGGGAGGGAGUGUGGGAGGGGGGAGUGUGGGAGGAGGGAAUGUGGGAGGCGUGACUACCGGUUGUGUGACUGUAAUGCAGCCUGACGCUGUUGCUGCAGGCUGCGAGGUUUCUGUAGGUGGGAGGAAGGAACUGGAGGGGAGUGGGAGCAAGAGGACAGGCGUGAAAGGGAUUGCGUCAGAAAGGCGUUUGCGUCGGAUAACGACUUUCAAGGCGUUUCAAGCAGCGCCGUUUCCCCUCUCGCACCUCUCGCAGGUCGGCAAGGCGUUCGCGUCGCAGUACUAUACCGUGAUGCACACGCAACCGCACGACGUGCACAAGUUCUACGUCGACGAGAGCAAAUUCACGCGCGCCGAGCGCCUCGGCAUUCCCGGGGAAACCGUGACGACCAUGCAGGGUAUCCACACCAAGGUGAUGUCGCUGGAUUCAUGCGAAGUCAAGGCGGAAAUCAAAUCCGUGGACUGCCAGGAAUCUCUCUCCGGCGGCGUUCUCGUGGUGGUAACCGGCGCGCACUGUUACAGCAGCAGCGAGCGACGCGGCUUCGUCCAGAGCUUCUUCCUCGCGCCGCAGCAGAACGGCUUCUACGUCCUUAACGACAUCUUCCGGUUUCUAGAGGACGCGCCGCCGCCGCAGCCGCCCGCCGUAGUUAAACACGCCGUCGGCGGGGGUACUAAGUCGGCCGCGUCGGCCUCUGGAUCAGCUGCAGCUGCUGCUGCGGGGGGUGCGUCUCAGGCAGGUUUGUUGAACGGGCACGCGGCGGAUCAAGCAGCGGGAUCCCGGGAGGUUACAUCUGUGGAUCAUGCGGUGCGAGAUGUAACGGUCGAUGAGGCGUCCCAGGCGUCCGCGCCUGCCGCCGCGCCCAGCGCCGCAGCCGGCGGAGCCGAGGCUCCCCCGGCCGCGGACGACGGCGCUGCGGUGGAGGAGGUGCAGGUGAUUCGGGAAGUGCCUGAGUCGGUCGUUUCCGUGGAUCAGGGCCAAGGGCAGGGUCAAGGGGCGGGAGUGGGAGCCGCCGCAGCAGCGGCGGAAGGGGAGAAGGCGGAAGCGUCUGUUGCGCCUUCCGCCCCAGUUUCCGCGCCUGCUGUCCUUCCGAGUCCUGCGGGCGGGGAAGCGGCUGCGGGAGCCACACCUGCGUCAGCUGUAGCACCAGCUAUAGCAGCUGCACCCGCAGCAGCAGCAGCAGCAGCAGCAGCAGCACCGCCUGCAGCAGCGGUAGCGCCUGUAGCAACUGUAGCUCCAGCGGCGGCGGCAGCACCAGCUGCAGCGGCGGCACCUGCUACUGCGUCUGCGUCAGAUGAACCGGCCCCUAAGAAGUCUUACGCCUCUAUUCUGCAAGCCAUGCGCGCGCAAUCCGCAGCUGCAUCACCCGCGGGCGCCUCCGCGGGCGCAGCUUCCGCGCCUCUCUCCGCCACUCCCCCCGCAGCUGCGCCUCUGGGGGCGGUUGCGCCCAGGCAGCCGCCGCUUCUCCCUGCCGCAGCAGUUGGGGGUGCUGGGGCGUUUGGGGGGCAAGAGGCAGCACCUUCUGGGGCAGCAGCUGGGUUCUCUGCUGGUUUGCUUGCCCCUGCUCCUGGUUUCGCUGCUGCUGGUGGUGCUGCUGGGGCUGGAGAGGAUACCAAUGCUGCUGACGAAGCUGCAGGGGAGGGCCGCGCUGUGUUUGUGCGCAACCUGCCAGUGCGCAUCACUGCCAAGGAGAUAGCAGAGCACUUCAACCAGUUCGGAGCAGUGAGAGCCGACCGCAUCCAGAUCCGGGGCAACAAGGCCAACAACCCCGCUACAGUGUACGCGUUUGUGGAGUUUGAGGAAGCUGCAGCAGCACUAGCGGCAGUAGAGGUUAGCAAACGGGCUCUUGGGUUUGUGGCUGAAGAGGUGUUGGUUGAUGGAUCGUGUUCCGUGCCUCUAACGUCUAUGUAUAGACGACUCACAAAAAGGCUGUAG
Molecule: messenger RNA, 2238 nt
Organism: Closterium sp. NIES-65
Lineage: Eukaryota; Viridiplantae; Streptophyta; Zygnematophyceae; Desmidiales; Closteriaceae
Source: the annotation of a GenBank genome assembly